Molecule: messenger RNA, 557 nt
Organism: Polyodon spathula (Mississippi paddlefish)
Lineage: Eukaryota; Metazoa; Chordata; Actinopteri; Acipenseriformes; Polyodontidae
Product: integrator complex subunit 3-like
Exons: 3
Coding region: 220-507 (95 amino acids)
Source: RefSeq, a predicted model, not a curated record
UGGUCCCCUUGUGCGGCCGCCCCGGCUGCUUCCUGCAGCGCGCAGGUCUUCCGGAGGGGUUCUUGUUGUCGGUGGUGCGGUAGGUUUGUAAAUACCGAACUUUUAGGGGGGCUGAAGAGAGGCACCCCGCUUUCCAUCUCUCCCCGACCCCGAUCCAAUAAACAGGACUCCGCUUCCCGCACCCGACAGCACUGCCGGGGCGAGGCUGCAAGACGAGGCAUGGAGCCGCAGCCGCCCAAGGGAAAGAGCCAAGGCCGCCUGCUGCUGUCCUCCACGCUGGACGCGAAGGAUGAGCUGGAGGAGAGGCUGGACAGGUGCGCGGCUGUCGUCACGUCGUUGAUCAGCGGGCUGUCUGAACGAGAGGCCAACGACGCCCUGACCGCACACGUGUGUAAGGGUGCUCAGCAGCAUGAGGAGGUGUGUCUGGGACUCUUCUCUAUCCUGCUGGCAGAGCCGGCACAAGCACAGAAGGUAGGUCACCACGACCAGGACUGUCGCCAACCCUGACCGUGCGUCCGAGCCAGAGUCUUCACAGGGGUUUCUAACUAGCAGAACAG